Messenger RNA from Apis laboriosa (Himalayan honeybee), 1667 nucleotides. RefSeq names its product transmembrane protein 164. The coding region runs from base 238 to 1128 and encodes 296 amino acids. The record is from RefSeq and is a predicted model, not a curated record. The transcript is spliced from 7 exons. Lineage: Eukaryota; Metazoa; Arthropoda; Insecta; Hymenoptera; Apidae.
UAACAGAAUUUUGAAGUUCUUCGGUAGGAUACGUCAGUAGGAAAUACGCGGUGCUCAGUAUGAAAUUCAUUUAUUACAACUGUGUGUUAAUACAACUUGUUAUACAGUGCAUAUCAAUUUAAAGUAUUCUAUGUUACUUUUGAGUUUAUUAGAUUUUGAGAAAAUAGGCAUUAAGGAAUUACGUACAGUAUUUACUAAAACGUUCUAUUUACUGUUGCAUAAAAAGAAUUCGUAAUAAUGUUUGAAUGGGCAUAUGAUGGUGUUAAUGUCUCUAUACCACGUAAUGUAGGACCAGAAUGUGCAUAUUAUUUAAGUUUAAAACAAAGAAUUAUUGAAACAUUAUUUAUAUCAAUAUUCAUAAUAAGUUUUCUAGUAUGGGGUUACAAAAGAAUCAAAUUACCAUCUAAAGUAUCAUAUGUAAAUCAAGAUUGUGUUGGUAGAAGGAUUUUAUUAAUCAUUAUGUCAUUAGUAUUAGGAAUGGAAAUUGGAUUUAAGUUUACCAGUAGAACAGUUAUAUAUAUAUUGAAUCCUUGUCAUAUAACAUCAGCAGUACAGUUAUAUUUAUUGGCAGCAAAUCCUAGUCCUACGGUCACAGCUAUCUUUAGGAUACAUUUAAACUUCUUAAAUGGACCAUUUUUAGCAUAUUUAUUUCCAGAAACAGAAUCUCGCAGAAUAUUUGCAGAUAAAGCAUUAUACUACAUUCAACAUGGAUUAAUGGUGGUAAUACCAUAUUAUCUGUUGAGAAUUGGAGGUGUUUAUAAUAUCGAACCUCUAUCAGACAUGAGUUGGUGUAUAUUUAGUUAUGGAAUAAAUUUAGCUUAUCAUUUUUGGAUUAUCCAACCUAUUGCAUUGCCCACACAAGUAAAUCUUAGUCAUAUGUUAUGUGCUGCUAUUUUAGACCCAUUUGAAGGACAAAAUUAUCGAAUGUGGACAUUUAUUCAUCAAGGAUUACUAUGUCCAUUAUUAUGUAAGCUAUUUUGUUAUAUAUCUGAUUUUUUCUUAACAAAGUUUUCAUUGACUAAAGUAAAACCAACGCUUGAAUGUGUAUUUCCAACAAAAAACAAUUGUGAUGAUAAUGAGAAAUUAUAUGAAGAUACCUCAGGGAAUGGACAUACGCAUGUAAACUAGAAUAAUAUUUCGUAAUAUUGAUGAAUUAUUAUAUGAAUAUUAUUCUGCUGCAAUUCAAUUUGAUUCAAAAACAUAUAUAAGUUUAUAUGUCAAUAACUAAAUGAACACAAACUGAUUUGUGUUUAUUAUAUAUGCAUUCAUAAUAUAUAGUUAUAAUCUGUAACAAUUACAGAUUUUUUUUUAAUAAUCAAUUCUGUAAUUAUUUUUCACAUUGUAUAUGUGAAUACAUUGAAUAGAAACAGUGUAGAGCAAACUAUAAUAGUAAUUAGGGAUUUAUAAAUUUCAAAUAAAUACGUAAUGAAUAUCAUAAAUUUUAAAUAGGUCCUACUAUUGUGCUAUAUAGCACAUUUUUUUUCAUUUAGAAUUCUCUGAUUAUUCACUCUGAGAAUUCAAUGAUCUCACAUUUUUUAUGCAUCUGAUUAGGAAUGUUAUAUGUAAAUCAGUUUUCUAUUUAAAAACACGGCAAUUUUUAAAAAUACAACAAAAUACAAACAAAAUUUAAAGAGAAUAAUUGUUUUAUAUGCUAUUUUUUUAUUAUU